Messenger RNA from Cuculus canorus (common cuckoo), 15426 nucleotides. It is a transcript of the gene MUC2, whose product is annotated as mucin 2, oligomeric mucus/gel-forming. The record is from RefSeq and is a predicted model, not a curated record. NCBI's taxonomy places the organism in Eukaryota, Metazoa, Chordata, Aves, Cuculiformes, Cuculidae. Gene Ontology annotation, cellular component: extracellular matrix. Bases 1 to 15426 code for a protein of 5141 amino acids. The transcript has 70 exons. Gene Ontology annotation, molecular function: protein binding.
AUGGGGCUAAGGGUUGCCAGCCUUUUUAUACUCUGGCUGGCUCUUUCUUAUGCAAAUGAAAUAAAAAAAGGAAGAACAAGAAACCAUGGCCACUAUGUCUGCAGUACUUGGGGAAACAACCAUUUCAAAACUUUUGAUGGAGAUAUCUAUCAGUUCCCUGGCAUGUGCGAAUAUAAUUUUGCUUCUGACUGCCGAGAGUCAUACAAGGAGUUCUCCGUCCACAUUGAGCGUGGUCUGAAUAGCAAUAACCACCCUGAGAUCCAGUAUAUUCUGAUAACAAUCAAGGAAUUUACAGUGUACCUCAGACCAAAAGUGACUGUGGUGGAUGGACGGAUUGUGAAGACACCUUACUACAGCUCUGGUAUGCUCAUUGAGAGCAACGACAUUUAUACCAAGGUUUAUGCCAAAUUAGGCCUGAUUCUGAUAUGGAAUCAGGAAGACGCACUGAUGGUGGAGCUGGACAGCAAAUUUAAUAAUCAUACAUGUGGUCUCUGUGGCGAUUACAAUGGAAUUCCAGUCUACAAUGAGUUCAUUGAUGGUGAUGCAAGCUACAAUUCAAUUACGUAUGGGAAUUUACAGAAGAUCAGCAAACCCAAUGCCAAAUGUAAAGAUCCUGAUGAAAGUCAGGCUCUUCCAAGCUGUAACAGGCAUCGUCAUGAGUGUGAGAGGCUGCUGACUUCCCCUGCAUUUGCUGAUUGUCGGUUACGACUUAAUUUGGAAAUGUACAUCCAAGCCUGCAUGCAGGACAAGUGUGCAUGUACUGGAAAUGAGGACUCCUUCUGCCUCUGCAGUACUAUCUCUGAAUAUUCUCGCCAGUGCUCACAUGCAGGUGGUCGGCCAGGUGAAUGGAGGUCACAGCACUUUUGCCCCAAGACCUGUCCUGAUACUAUGAUCUACAAAGAAAGCAGCUCACCCUGCAUAGAUACUUGCUCACACUUGGAGGUCAGCAGCCUUUGUGAGGAUCACUACAUGGACGGUUGUUUCUGUCCUGAAGGAACUGUAUAUGAUGAUAUUACUGAAAAGGGCUGCAUACCUGUUAGUCAGUGCCACUGCAAACUGCAUGGAAAGGAGUAUUCACCUGGAGAAAGAAUUACCAAUGAAUGUGAAGAAUGCACCUGUGAUUCAGGCAGAUGGACGUGCAAAGAUCUACCCUGUCCAGGCACAUGUUCAGUAGAAGGAGGUUCCCAUAUUACCACCUUUGAUGGGAAGAAAUACACCUUCCAUGGAGACUGUUAUUAUGUGUUGGCCAAGGGUUCUGUAAAUGACAGCCAUGCUCUCCUGGCAGAGUUAACUCCCUGUGGAUCAACAGACAGGCAGACCUGUUUGAAGACUAUUGUGCUGUUAGUAGAUCACAAAAAAAAUGUGGUGGUUUUCAGAUCAGAUGGCAGUGUGUUACUGAAUGAGAUGACAGUGAAUGUGCCUCAUGUGUCAGCCAGCUUCUCAGUAUUCAAGCCAUCUUCCUACUACCUUGUUGUAAAAACUUCUUUUGGGCUUCAGCUCCAAAUUCAGCUGUUUCCACUCAUGCAACUGUUCGCAAUUGUGGAUCAAUCACUUCAAGGAAAAGUUCAAGGUCUUUGUGGAAACUUUAAUGGAAUGGAAGGUGAUGAUUUUAAAACAACCAGUGGGCUGGUAGAAGCUACAGGAUCUGCCUUUGCUAACACAUGGAAAGCUCAGUCCACCUGUACAGACCAGGUAGAAAAGCUGGAAGACCCCUGCACUCUCAGCAUUGAAAGUGCAAAUUAUGCUGAGCAUUGGUGUUCUUUGUUGAAAAACUCAGAGGGUCCUUUUGCAAGAUGUCAUUCAAUCAUUGAUCCUUCAGAAUACUAUAAGAGAUGUAAAUAUGACACCUGCCUCUGUGAAGACAAUGAAGAAUGCUUGUGUGCUGCCCUGUCUUCUUACUCAAGAGCCUGUGCUUUCAAAGGGAUCAUACUGGGAGGCUGGAGAAAAGAUGUCUGCAGUAAUGAAAUGUCUGCCUGCCCAGGAAAUCAAAUCUUCCUUUACAAUCUUACAAUGUGCCAGCACACCUGUCGUUCCCUUGCUGACGGUGAAAAACAAUGCUUGCAAGACUUUGCUCCUGUGGAUGGCUGUGGCUGCCCAUAUAAUACAUACUUGGAUAACCAGGAUAACUGUGUGCCUAUCUCCGAGUGCCCUUGUUAUUACAAGGGAUCGUACCUGGAACCAGAGGAAUAUGUCACAAAAGAUGGAGAACGUUGUGUUUGUCGAAAUGCGAAGGUCCAGUGUACAUCAGUGACGAUAAGAAUGAAAAGUGCAACAGACUGUUCUUCUAAUAAGACCUACUUUGACUGCAACUCAUCCCCAACGUGGACUUCGCGAACGCCUGUACAACUUAGCUGUCAUACUCCUCAAACUGAUCAUUUUCAGGCAGAGUGUAUCUCAGGCUGUGUGUGUCCCGAAGGUCUGUUAGAUGAUGGGAAAGGGGGCUGUGUUGAGAGGAAGGACUGCCCAUGCAUUCAUAACAACCAGUGGUAUUCUCCUGGACAGAAGAUAACAGUGGACUGCAACACCUGCACCUGCCAGAAAGGAUUUUGGAGCUGUACUGAAGACAUGUGCUAUGGGACCUGUAUGAUAUAUGGAAGUGGCCAUUAUAUCACCUUUGAUGGAAAAUUCUAUGACUUUGAUGGGAAUUGUGAAUAUGUAGCUACUCAGGAUUUUUGUGGUGACAAAAGUUCCAGUGGGUCAUUUAGUAUCAUCACAGAGAACGUCCCUUGUGGAACUACAGGAGUCACCUGCUCAAAGGCUAUUAAAAUGUUUAUAGGGAAAACUGAACUGAAAUUGGAGAACAAAGAUUAUAAAGAAAUUCAGCGAGAUAUUGGUGAUGACGUGCGUUAUUGGAACAGGACAGUAGGCCUCUAUCUUGUUAUUGAGGCUACAAAUGGUGUAAUGCUUAUCUGGGAUAAGAAGACUACUGUUUUCAUCAAGCUGACUCCUGACUACAAAGGCAAAGUGUGUGGUCUGUGUGGCAACUUUGAUGACAAGUCUAACAAUGACUUUACAACAAGAAGUGGGCUGCAGGAGACUAAUGCUCUGAAGUUCGGGAAUUCGUGGAAACAGUCUUCUAUGUGCCCAGAUGUCACACAAGAGAUUAAGCCCUGUGAUGUGAAACCACAUCGGAAGUCCUGGGCAGAGAAAGAAUGCAGCAUCAUCCUUAGUGAAGUCUUUAAAAUUUGUCACGCCAAGGUGGACCCGAUUCCUUUCUAUGAUGCUUGUGUUCACGAUGCCUGCUCUUGUGACAGUGGUGGAGACUGUGAGUGCUUCUGUUCUGCAGUUGCUGCAUAUGCUCAAGAAUGUACCAAGGCUCAGGCAUGUGUUUUCUGGAGGACUCCCGAUAUAUGCCCGAUAUUUUGUGACUACUACAACCCUCGUAAUGAGUGUGAAUGGCACUACGAGCCUUGUGGCAGUAGUAUCAUGACCUGCAGGAUGAUUAAUAAUGUCAGCACAAACUUUUCAGUACCAUACCUAGAAGGUUGCUACCCCAGAUGCCCUAAGGACAAGCCUGUUUAUAAUGAAGAGACAAAGGAAUGUGUGCCUGAAGACGAAUGUUGGUGUUACAUCAAUGAUGUUCCUGUUCCCCCUGGUGAUAAAAUACCCACCAAAGAGAACUGUACAGAAUGUAUCUGUGGCCCCUCAGGCUCCAUAGAGUGUAAACCAAUCCCAGGGUGUCCUUGUGUCAUCAAUGGUACGAGUUAUCAAGUCGGUGACACUGUGGCACAAAUACAGGACGGUAACAUAUGCAUAACAUACGUUUGUGCAGAAAAUGGUUCUAUAGUUGUUGGAAGCACUUAUCCUUGUCCGACAUCUAUUUCACCUACAACCAUUUCAACAUCCUUCCCAACCAGCACUCUUACCACCACAGUUACCACUACAAGGUCUCCAGUAACGACAUCUCCAUGUUUUGGAUUAAUCUGUGAUUGGACUGAGUGGUUUGAUGUUAGCAAACCUGAAGACAAUGGUGGUGACUAUGAAACCUAUGAUGAAAUAAGAAAGGAACAUGGAAACAAAAUAUGUGAAGCUCCUGAAAACAUCGAAUGCAGAGCUACAGAUAAUCCUGACGUGAGCUUAGAGGAACUUGGCCAGAAAGUAGAGUGUAAUGUUACAUAUGGGCUAAUCUGUAAAAAUGAGGAGCAAGAUGCAACAAUGUGGCAACUUUGCUAUAAUUAUGAAAUCAGGGUAAACUGUUGUGAGUGGCAGGAAAUCUCUUGUGAAACCACAAGUACACCAAGUCUAACACCAACUGCAACUUCAACCACCACCAGCACAACAGUAUCCAUCACCACUACAACAAGGCAACCAAUAGUUACCACCACGCCCGUACCCACUCCAACCAUGACAAGCCAACCCACACCAUCGGUCACCACCCCAGUAACUUCAACCUCUCCAGACUGUGACUGCAUCUGGACGGACUGGAUUGACGUGAGUUACCCAGACAGUUCUGACAGAAACAGUGGUGACUAUGAGACCUUUGAGAAUAUUAGGAAGAACGACUCCUCCUGGGUGUGUGUGAAAGCUGAAAAUAUUUCAUGCAGAGCAGAGAAAUUCCCUGAUGUUUCCCUCACCGAGUUAGGGCAGAAGGUGGAAUGCAGUGUUGACAAGGGGCUCGUCUGUAACAAUUGGGAGCAGCAUCCAGGAGGUGAAACGCCGAUGCCGGUUUGCCUCAACUAUGAGAUCAGUGUCUGCUGCGUCCCCGACAUACCGGAGUGUCGUCCAAGUGCCAUCCCAAGCACCACAACAGGCCCAACUUCUUCCACAACAAGCACAGGGUCCCCUUCAACUCUGUCGACAACCAGUCCCACAUCAACCUCACCGGAGUCUCCCACCAGCACCGCCACCACCACAGUGCCACCCAGCAGCACCACCAGCAGCCCCCCGGGGACAACAACAACAACUGUUUCCAGCACAACACCUCACACGCAGACUACUGCCAGCACAUCCACGCCCACACCGACGUACACCACCACUCUACCAUCUCCACGGCCUCCAAACUGUGACUGCAUCUGGACGGACUGGAUUGACGUGAGUUACCCAGACAGUUCUGACAGAAACAGUGGUGACUAUGAGACCUUUGAGAAUAUUAGGAAGAACGACUCCUCCUGGGUGUGUGUGAAAGCUGAAAAUAUUUCAUGCAGAGCAGAGAAAUUCCCUGAUGUUUCCCUCACCGAGUUAGGGCAGAAGGUGGAAUGCAGUGUUGACAAGGGGCUCGUCUGUAACAAUUGGGAGCAGCAUCCAGGAGGUGAAACGCCGAUGCCGGUUUGCCUCAACUAUGAGAUCAGUGUCUGCUGCGUCCCCGACAUACCGGAGUGUCGUCCAAGUGCCAUCCCAAGCACCACAACAGGCCCAACUUCUUCCACAACAAGCACAGGGUCCCCUUCAACUCUGUCGACAACCAGUCCCACAUCAACCUCACCGGAGUCUCCCACCAGCACCGCCACCACCACAGUCACAACACCUCACACGCAGACUACUGCCAGCACAUCCACGCCCACACCGACGUACACCACCACUCUACCAUCUCCACGGCCUCCAAACUGUGACUGCAUCUGGACGGACUGGAUUGACGUGAGUUACCCAGACAGUUCUGACAGAAACAGUGGUGACUAUGAGACCUUUGAGAAUAUUAGGAAGAACGACUCCUCCUGGGUGUGUGUGAAAGCUGAAAAUAUUUCAUGCAGAGCAGAGAAAUUCCCUGAUGUUUCCCUCACCGAGUUAGGGCAGAAGGUGGAAUGCAGUGUUGACAAGGGGCUCGUCUGUAACAAUUGGGAGCAGCAUCCAGGAGGUGAAACGCCGAUGCCGGUUUGCCUCAACUAUGAGAUCAGUGUCUGCUGCGUCCCCGACAUACCGGAGUGUCGUCCAAGUGCCAUCCCAAGCACCACAACAGGCCCAACUUCUUCCACAACAAGCACAGGGUCCCCUUCAACUCUGUCGACAACCAGUCCCACAUCAACCUCACCGGAGUCUCCCACCAGCACCGCCACCACCACAACAACAACUGUUUCCAGCACAACACCUCACACGCAGACUACUGCCAGCACAUCCACGCCCACACCGACGUACACCACCACUCUACCAUCUCCACGGCCUCCAAACUGUGACUGCAUCUGGACGGACUGGAUUGACGUGAGUUACCCAGACAGUUCUGACAGAAACAGUGGUGACUAUGAGACCUUUGAGAAUAUUAGGAAGAACGACUCCUCCUGGGUGUGUGUGAAAGCUGAAAAUAUUUCAUGCAGAGCAGAGAAAUUCCCUGAUGUUUCCCUCACCGAGUUAGGGCAGAAGGUGGAAUGCAGUGUUGACAAGGGGCUCGUCUGUAACAAUUGGGAGCAGCAUCCAGGAGGUGAAACGCCGAUGCCGGUUUGCCUCAACUAUGAGAUCAGUGUCUGCUGCGUCCCCGACAUACCGGAGUGUCGUCCAAGUGCCAUCCCAAGCACCACAACAGGCCCAACUUCUUCCACAACAAGCACAGGGUCCCCUUCAACUCUGUCGACAACCAGUCCCACAUCAACCUCACCGGAGUCUCCCACCAGCACCGCCACCACCACAGUGCCACCCAGCAGCACCACCAGCAGCCACACGCAGACUACUGCCAGCACAUCCACGCCCACACCGACGUACACCACCACUCUACCAUCUCCACGGCCUCCAAACUGUGACUGCAUCUGGACGGACUGGAUUGACGUGAGUUACCCAGACAGUUCUGACAGAAACAGUGGUGACUAUGAGACCUUUGAGAAUAUUAGGAAGAACGACUCCUCCUGGGUGUGUGUGAAAGCUGAAAAUAUUUCAUGCAGAGCAGAGAAAUUCCCUGAUGUUUCCCUCACCGAGUUAGGGCAGAAGGUGGAAUGCAGUGUUGACAAGGGGCUCGUCUGUAACAAUUGGGAGCAGCAUCCAGGAGGUGAAACGCCGAUGCCGGUUUGCCUCAACUAUGAGAUCAGUGUCUGCUGCGUCCCCGACAUACCGGAGUGUCGUCCAAGUGCCAUCCCAAGCACCACAACAGGCCCAACUUCUUCCACAACAAGCACAGGGUCCCCUUCAACUCUGUCGACAACCAGUCCCACAUCAACCUCACCGGAGUCUCCCACCAGCACCGCCACCACCACAGUGCCACCCAGCAGCACCACCAGCAGCACAACACCUCACACGCAGACUACUGCCAGCACAUCCACGCCCACACCGACGUACACCACCACUCUACCAUCUCCACGGCCUCCAAACUGUGACUGCAUCUGGACGGACUGGAUUGACGUGAGUUACCCAGACAGUUCUGACAGAAACAGUGGUGACUAUGAGACCUUUGAGAAUAUUAGGAAGAACGACUCCUCCUGGGUGUGUGUGAAAGCUGAAAAUAUUUCAUGCAGAGCAGAGAAAUUCCCUGAUGUUUCCCUCACCGAGUUAGGGCAGAAGGUGGAAUGCAGUGUUGACAAGGGGCUCGUCUGUAACAAUUGGGAGCAGCAUCCAGGAGGUGAAACGCCGAUGCCGGUUUGCCUCAACUAUGAGAUCAGUGUCUGCUGCGUCCCCGACAUACCGGAGUGUCGUCCAAGUGCCAUCCCAAGCACCACAACAGGCCCAACUUCUUCCACAACAAGCACAGGGUCCCCUUCAACUCUGUCGACAACCAGUCCCACAUCAACCUCACCGGAGUCUCCCACCAGCACCGCCACCACCACAGUGCCACCCAGCAACUGUGACUGCAUCUGGACGGACUGGAUUGACGUGAGUUACCCAGACAGUUCUGACAGAAACAGUGGUGACUAUGAGACCUUUGAGAAUAUUAGGAAGAACGACUCCUCCUGGGUGUGUGUGAAAGCUGAAAAUAUUUCAUGCAGAGCAGAGAAAUUCCCUGAUGUUUCCCUCACCGAGUUAGGGCAGAAGGUGGAAUGCAGUGUUGACAAGGGGCUCGUCUGUAACAAUUGGGAGCAGCAUCCAGGAGGUGAAACGCCGAUGCCGGUUUGCCUCAACUAUGAGAUCAGUGUCUGCUGCGUCCCCGACAUACCGGAGUGUCGUCCAAGUGCCAUCCCAAGCACCACAACAGGCCCAACUUCUUCCACAACAAGCACAGGGUCCCCUUCAACUCUGUCGACAACCAGUCCCACAUCAACCUCACCGGACACAACACCUCACACGCAGACUACUGCCAGCACAUCCACGCCCACACCGACGUACACCACCACUCUACCAUCUCCACGGCCUCCAAACUGUGACUGCAUCUGGACGGACUGGAUUGACGUGAGUUACCCAGACAGUUCUGACAGAAACAGUGGUGACUAUGAGACCUUUGAGAAUAUUAGGAAGAACGACUCCUCCUGGGUGUGUGUGAAAGCUGAAAAUAUUUCAUGCAGAGCAGAGAAAUUCCCUGAUGUUUCCCUCACCGAGUUAGGGCAGAAGGUGGAAUGCAGUGUUGACAAGGGGCUCGUCUGUAACAAUUGGGAGCAGCAUCCAGGAGGUGAAACGCCGAUGCCGGUUUGCCUCAACUAUGAGAUCAGUGUCUGCUGCGUCCCCGACAUACCGGAGUGUCGUCCAAGUGCCAUCCCAAGCACCACAACAGGCCCAACUUCUUCCACAACAAGCACAGGGUCCCCUUCAACUCUGUCGACAACCAGUCCCACAUCAACCUCACCGGAGUCUCCCACCAGCACCGCCACCACCACAGUGCCACCCAGCAGCACCACCAGCAGCCCCCCGGGGACAACAACAACAACUGUUUCCAGCACAACACCUCACACGCAGACUACUGCCAGCACAUCCACGCCCACACCGACGUACACCACCACUCUACCAUCUCCACGGCCUCCAAACUGUGACUGCAUCUGGACGGACUGGAUUGACGUGAGUUACCCAGACAGUUCUGACAGAAACAGUGGUGACUAUGAGACCUUUGAGAAUAUUAGGAAGAACGACUCCUCCUGGGUGUGUGUGAAAGCUGAAAAUAUUUCAUGCAGAGCAGAGAAAUUCCCUGAUGUUUCCCUCACCGAGUUAGGGCAGAAGGUGGAAUGCAGUGUUGACAAGGGGCUCGUCUGUAACAAUUGGGAGCAGCAUCCAGGAGGUGAAACGCCGAUGCCGGUUUGCCUCAACUAUGAGAUCAGUGUCUGCUGCGUCCCCGACAUACCGGAGUGUCGUCCAAGUGCCAUCCCAAGCACCACAACAGGCCCAACUUCUUCCACAACAAGCACAGGGUCCCCUUCAACUCUGUCGACAACCAGUCCCACAUCAACCUCACCGGAGUCUCCCACCAGCACCGCCACCACCACAGUGCCACCCAGCAACUGUGACUGCAUCUGGACGGACUGGAUUGACGUGAGUUACCCAGACAGUUCUGACAGAAACAGUGGUGACUAUGAGACCUUUGAGAAUAUUAGGAAGAACGACUCCUCCUGGGUGUGUGUGAAAGCUGAAAAUAUUUCAUGCAGAGCAGAGAAAUUCCCUGAUGUUUCCCUCACCGAGUUAGGGCAGAAGGUGGAAUGCAGUGUUGACAAGGGGCUCGUCUGUAACAAUUGGGAGCAGCAUCCAGGAGGUGAAACGCCGAUGCCGGUUUGCCUCAACUAUGAGAUCAGUGUCUGCUGCGUCCCCGACAUACCGGAGUGUCGUCCAAGUGCCAUCCCAAGCACCACAACAGGCCCAACUUCUUCCACAACAAGCACAGGGUCCCCUUCAACUCUGUCGACAACCAGUCCCACAUCAACCUCACCGGAGUCUCCCACCAGCACCGCCACCACCACAGUGCCACCCAGCAACUGUGACUGCAUCUGGACGGACUGGAUUGACGUGAGUUACCCAGACAGUUCUGACAGAAACAGUGGUGACUAUGAGACCUUUGAGAAUAUUAGGAAGAACGACUCCUCCUGGGUGUGUGUGAAAGCUGAAAAUAUUUCAUGCAGAGCAGAGAAAUUCCCUGAUGUUUCCCUCACCGAGUUAGGGCAGAAGGUGGAAUGCAGUGUUGACAAGGGGCUCGUCUGUAACAAUUGGGAGCAGCAUCCAGGAGGUGAAACGCCGAUGCCGGUUUGCCUCAACUAUGAGAUCAGUGUCUGCUGCGUCCCCGACAUACCGGAGUGUCGUCCAAGUGCCAUCCCAAGCACCACAACAGGCCCAACUUCUUCCACAACAAGCACAGGGUCCCCUUCAACUCUGUCGACAACCAGUCCCACAUCAACCUCACCGGAGUCUCCCACCAGCACCGCCACCACCACAGUGCCACCCAGCAACUGUGACUGCAUCUGGACGGACUGGAUUGACGUGAGUUACCCAGACAGUUCUGACAGAAACAGUGGUGACUAUGAGACCUUUGAGAAUAUUAGGAAGAACGACUCCUCCUGGGUGUGUGUGAAAGCUGAAAAUAUUUCAUGCAGAGCAGAGAAAUUCCCUGAUGUUUCCCUCACCGAGUUAGGGCAGAAGGUGGAAUGCAGUGUUGACAAGGGGCUCGUCUGUAACAAUUGGGAGCAGCAUCCAGGAGGUGAAACGCCGAUGCCGGUUUGCCUCAACUAUGAGAUCAGUGUCUGCUGCGUCCCCGACAUACCGGAGUGUCGUCCAAGUGCCAUCCCAAGCACCACAACAGGCCCAACUUCUUCCACAACAAGCACAGGGUCCCCUUCAACUCUGUCGACAACCAGUCCCACAUCAACCUCACCGGAGUCUCCCACCAGCACCGCCACCACCACAGUGCCACCCAGCAACUGUGACUGCAUCUGGACGGACUGGAUUGACGUGAGUUACCCAGACAGUUCUGACAGAAACAGUGGUGACUAUGAGACCUUUGAGAAUAUUAGGAAGAACGACUCCUCCUGGGUGUGUGUGAAAGCUGAAAAUAUUUCAUGCAGAGCAGAGAAAUUCCCUGAUGUUUCCCUCACCGAGUUAGGGCAGAAGGUGGAAUGCAGUGUUGACAAGGGGCUCGUCUGUAACAAUUGGGAGCAGCAUCCAGGAGGUGAAACGCCGAUGCCGGUUUGCCUCAACUAUGAGAUCAGUGUCUGCUGCGUCCCCGACAUACCGGAGUGUCGUCCAAGUGCCAUCCCAAGCACCACAACAGGCCCAACUUCUUCCACAACAAGCACAGGGUCCCCUUCAACUCUGUCGACAACCAGUCCCACAUCAACCUCACCGGACACAACACCUCACACGCAGACUACUGCCAGCACAUCCACGCCCACACCGACGUACACCACCACUCUACCAUCUCCACGGCCUCCAAACUGUGACUGCAUCUGGACGGACUGGAUUGACGUGAGUUACCCAGACAGUUCUGACAGAAACAGUGGUGACUAUGAGACCUUUGAGAAUAUUAGGAAGAACGACUCCUCCUGGGUGUGUGUGAAAGCUGAAAAUAUUUCAUGCAGAGCAGAGAAAUUCCCUGAUGUUUCCCUCACCGAGUUAGGGCAGAAGGUGGAAUGCAGUGUUGACAAGGGGCUCGUCUGUAACAAUUGGGAGCAGCAUCCAGGAGGUGAAACGCCGAUGCCGGUUUGCCUCAACUAUGAGAUCAGUGUCUGCUGCGUCCCCGACAUACCGGAGUGUCGUCCAAGUGCCAUCCCAAGCACCACAACAGGCCCAACUUCUUCCACAACAAGCACAGGGUCCCCUUCAACUCUGUCGACAACCAGUCCCACAUCAACCUCACCGGAGUCUCCCACCAGCACCACCACCACCACAGUGCCACCCAGCAGCACCACCAGCAGCCCCCCGGGGACAACAACAACAACUGUUUCCAGCACAACACCUCACACGCAGACUACUGCCAGCACAUCCACGCCCACACCGACGUACACCACCACUCUACCAUCUCCACGCACCACAACAGGCCCAACUUCUUCCACAGCAAGCACAGGGUCCCCUUCAACUCUGUCGACGACCAGUCCCACAUCAACCUCACCGGAGUCUCCCACCAGCACCACCACCACCACAGUGCCACCCAGCAGCACCACCAGCAUGUUUAAGUCCAAAUCCCCUGGCUUGGAGAAUACAUCACCUGAAUCAGAAAUAACAGCAAAGACGAGUACUGCAGUCACUCCUUCAGCUACCCCGCUGCCAACAUCUAGGACGACAGAAACAGAAAGUACAGUGUCUACCACAGGUACCACUAUUCAACAGUCAACACCAUCUGUAUCGACAAGCCCAAUAACAGUCACCACCUCUGGAGUCACUGAAAAAGGAUCAACCACUGAAGCCACCACUUCAGGCCCUACAGCCUCAGGACCCAUUCCCCACAGCCCCACAACAGUAGCAGAAAAUCCUAGUCCUAAAACCACUACCACAGAGACUGGCAGCACUCCAACAGGUCCAUCUACCACCACCAGCAGCACCACAACCUCAGAACUCACUUCUCACAGCACCAUAAUGGUAACAGGGAGCCCCAAGACCACUACCAUUAGGACUGUGACUCCUCUGACUGGAUCAUCUACCACUACUAUCAGCACCACAACUUCAGGACCCACUUCACACAGUACCACUAUCGCAACACAAAAAGGUAGCCCAAUGACAAUAACUGCAACUCACACUACUCUGACAGGCUCACCUACUACCACCGUCGGCACCACAGCCUCAGGACCACCCUUCCCAGAGCCUACAGCCAGCACUACGGCGCCACCAUCAAUAUCAACAAGCCCAGUGACAGUCACCACUUCUAGAAUCACUGAAACAGAAUCAACCAUCAAAACCACCACUUUGGGCCCUACAUCCUCAGGUUCCACUCCCCACAGCACCACAAUAGUAACAGAAGCCAGUAGCCCAAUGACAACAACUGCAACUCGCACUACUCCAACUAUAUCAACUGCCAUAACCACCAUCACAACUUUGGGAUCACCAUCCCCAGGGCCAGUAGCCAGCAGUACUGUAUUAUCACCCUCAGUAUCAACUAGCCAUGUGUCAGUCACCACCUCUAGCACAACUGCAACAGAAUCUUUUACCACCAGUUCAGGAACAACCUCUAGCAAUGUUACCACAAUUACUGCAACCACCAUCACCACCUCCAAAAACGUUUUCCCUGGCUCAACUAGUACUUCUGGGCCAACAACAUCAAGUGCAGUCACCAUUACAGGAAAUUCUACUCCACUCAGUGCUUCAAUUUCAACUACAAAUACACCACCAAUCACUCCUGGAAGAAAUUGUUCUAUUUUACCUAAUGAAUCUUAUGCGCCGGGUGAGUCAUGGUGGCUCUGUAACUGCACUAAGGCAAUAUGUAUAGAAGAUGAUAUAAUCCAGGUGGUUCCCAUAAUCUGUAAUCCACCUCCUAAACCUACAUGUACUAAUGGGCUUUCUCCUGUGCAAGUCAUUGAUGAGGAUGGAUGCUGUUGGCAUUGGGAAUGUGACUGCUACUGCACUGGCUGGGGAGACCCACAUUACAUGACAUUUGAUGGACUGUACUACAGCUUUCAAGGGAAUUGUACAUAUGUUCUUGUGGAAGAGAUUUAUAAGAAAGUUGACAACUUUGGUGUCUACAUUGAUAACUACCAUUGUGAUACACGGGAUGUAGUCUCCUGUCCUCGAACACUUAUUGUGAGACAUGAGACUCAGGAAGUGCGCAUAGCAACAGUCAAACCAAAUACUCUACAAGUAGAGGUGACAGUAAACAAACAGACAGUGGCUUUACCUUAUAAAAAAUUUGGCUUGAGCAUCUAUGAGUCAGGCAUAAAUCGUGUAGUGGAAAUUCCUGAACUAAAAAUGAAUGUGACCUACAAUGGCUUGUCCUUUUCUAUCAGAAUGCCCUACAGCCUGUUUGGUAACAACACUCAUGGACAGUGUGGUACCUGCACCAACAACACAGCAGAUGACUGCAUGUUGCCAAAUGGAAACAUUGCAGAAAACUGUGAAACAAUGGCAGAUCAUUGGCAAGUUGUUGAUCCCUCCAAACCACAGUGCUCUCCAGGCCUAAUUCCUACAAAACCACCUAGCACAACCCCAACAGAGCCUUGCAAAGAAUCUUCCAUGUGCAAGCUUCUUUUGGGAAGUGUGUUUGAGCCAUGCCACAGCUUUGUCCGGCCUGAAAAGUACUAUGCAGCCUGCGUUUUUGAUAGUUGUAUACUUCCCAACUUAGACCUGGAAUGUUCGAGUCUGCAGAUCUAUGCUGCCACCUGCGCCGAUCAAGGUGUAUGCAUUGACUGGAGAAGACAUACCAAUGGUGUCUGUUCUUACGAAUGCCCAUCAGAUAAAGAAUACAGAGCAUGUGGUCCUAUUAAAGAGAUAACCUGCAAAUCAAGUCAACAAAAUGAAACUUCAACUAAACAUGUGGAAGGCUGUUUCUGUCCUAAUGGAACAAUGUUGUAUGACUCUGGCAUAGAUGUCUGUGUGAAAACCUGUGGCUGUGUUGGAGUGGAUAAGGUACCAAGAGAGUUUGGGGAAAAGUUUACAGUAGACUGUCAGGACUGUAUUUGCCUGGAAGGUGGAAAUGGCAUUGUAUGUGAACCCCACGAAUGUGCCAAACAAAAUAAAACUAGCUGUGAUGGAGAAGGCUUCUAUGAGGUCAACGAAGUCAAUUCUGAAGAUUCCUGCUGCCCCAUUGUCACCUGCAAAUGCAAUACAAGCUUGUGUGUGGCUGAAGUCCCCACGUGUACACUGGGAUUUGAAGUUCAUUCUCAUAUUCCCAGUGAUCAGUGCUGUCCUGUGUACCAGUGUGUUCCCAAGAGGGUUUGUGUACAUGAGAAUGCGGAGUUCUUGCCCAAUUCCUCAGUCUUUGUUGAUAAGUGUCAGAAUUGUAUCUGCACUAAUGAAGUUAACAUCAGCACUCAACUGAAUAUCAUCUCCUGUGAACACAUUCCAUGCAACACAUAUUGUGAGCCAGGAUAUGAACAUCAACCAGUGAAAGGUGAAUGCUGUGGAAGAUGUGUGCAGACUAAGUGUGUUAUACAUACAGCAAGCAGUUCUGAGCUCAUCUUGAGUCCUGGAGAGUUUAAAAAUGAUCCUUACAACAACUGCACCAUUUAUAGCUGUGUAAAUAUCCGCAACCAAUUUAUCUCUUCCACAUCUGAGAUUACCUGCCCAGCAUUCAAUGAGGAGAGAUGCAAACCUGGAACUAUUACGCUCUUACCUAAUGGUUGUUGCAAAACCUGUGCACCUCUGGAUAGUCCCACACCGUGCUCUGUCCGUCAAAGAAAAGACUUUAUUGUCUAUAAGGGCUGUCGUUCUGAGCACAGUAUUGUCAUGACUGAGUGUGAAGGAACAUGUGGAACCUUCUCGCUGUACUCUGCUGAGGCCAAUUCCAUGGAGCACAGCUGUUCCUGCUGCAGGGAAUCAAGGACUACUGUGAAGGAAGUGAAACUGAAAUGCCCCUCUGGACAUUCAAUUUCACAUAAGUAUGUGUAUGUGGAAAGCUGCAGCUGUCAGAACACGGAAUGCAGCAACUCACAGUCCAGUGAGUCACACAGCAGGGAAGAAAAUGACAGAGAGAAGAGAACUCUGAACCGCAUCAAGAGGGCCAUCAGCUUAACAUCAAAAUGA